CCUGGCUUUUGCCUUUCCUGUACCGGAACGCAGCCGUCUGCCUUCUCCAGCCGCAAGUCGAAGGACCCCGCGCCCGCCGCCGCUGGUCUCUCGGCGUGCCCGUGAUCGCCCCGUGCCUUUCGGUGGUGCGAGGCCUCCACAGUGAGAGUCGAGCUCAUGCCUCAUGUUUGCCAAGCAGGCAAUUGUGUUGCUGAGCUAAAUACCUGGCCCUAGGAUACAGUAUUUUAAUACAAGAUAGUAUUCCUCAGCUAUAGAGAUGGAUCAAUUCAAGGCUUUUAUAGAAUUAAAACAUGCUUCAGAAAGUAAGCUUAUAAUACUACAAACCGAGAAUAAAAAACCUGAAAAAGGUGCUGGACAGUAUGGAAAAUUCAGACAAGAUAAAGCCAAUGCAACGAAGCCUAAGACGGAGAUGGACUUUGCUAUAGUUAUUCAACAAGUGUUUCAGAAUGUCAUUUUGGGGUCUGAAGUCAACUGGGCAGCAGAGCCAGCACUCAGGGAAACUGUUCUGCAGCUUGAAAAGGCUCUCACCACAAUCUAACAAGAAUUCCACUGGACCCGGUGCUGCCAUGUGUGCCUUUGAUCUGAGCACUCAGGAGGCUGAAACAAGAGGACUGCCACAUGCUGAAGACCAGCAAAGAUUUGCACCUUGCAGUUUUUGGAUUUUUGUCUCUGAUAUGUCAUUUCAAUAGCAAGUUUCAAGUGAAAUGAAUUUGCAAUGUUUGGGGAACUCUCCUAAUCUGUAAUUGCUUUUUAGCUUCAGUUAACACUCUAACACAGAAUCUGUCAUUUUAAAUAACAGUAAAGUAACUGGGUACUCUUAAAAGGGGAAUGUCUUAGUCAUAGAAAAGCUACCUCGUCUGAUGUCUGAGGAAUAGGCGUAGUUUUGGACAUUCACAAGGUCCCAGCAUUUAACUGUAAUACUUGUGUGCAUUUCUGCAUUUGUCAGUCACGAUGCAGAGAAGUCUCCAGAGUGUCAGCAGCUGGUAUAAUUCGUAGUGGGGUUAUGAGUAACUGUCUUCUGUUCUCUCUGUGUCUGUUUCUCCCCUCACACGUACUUCUGCACACACACAUACAAAAAUGCUGGCUACACCCUGGCAAUGCUGAUGUACAGUGACAUCCAUGCCCAUUUUCAGUUCUGUUUGGAGACAAGGUCUUGCCAACUUACCAAGGCUGGCUUCAGACUUGGAACCCUCCUGAACAACUGGGAUUAUAAGCAUGUACUGCCAUGUCCAGUACAGCUCUUUAUUAAUUAGGAGCUAUUGAUCAUAUUUAUGGACAGUGUGAUGUUUUCAGUAUUCUUAUUGGAAUAAAGUGAAACUUGAAAAGAUGUGCUCAUUGGAUAA
Messenger RNA from Cavia porcellus (domestic guinea pig), 1343 nucleotides. RefSeq names its product centromere protein H-like. Gene Ontology annotation, cellular component: nucleus; kinetochore. Gene Ontology annotation, molecular function: kinetochore binding. The coding region runs from base 257 to 538 and encodes 93 amino acids. The record is from RefSeq and is a predicted model, not a curated record. Lineage: Eukaryota; Metazoa; Chordata; Mammalia; Rodentia; Caviidae. The transcript has 4 exons. Gene Ontology annotation, biological process: mitotic spindle organization; kinetochore assembly; chromosome segregation.